AUGGCGUUACAAGGCUCUUUGUUUACCGCCAGUCGCACUCAGACACUAACCUAUCUACUUGCUGUGUGCCCCUUUUCCAUUGCUUUCUUGGUCUUUAUCAAUUCCUCUGUAUCAUUUGUUGUGACCGAUCUGAUAGGACUACAUGAAGGAGAGGGCAAUGCGGUGGGAACCCUGGGUUUUGCCGAUGAGCUACUUGCGCUGGCCGCUUGUCCCCUGUGGGGAGCUCUGUCGGAUCGCAUAGGUGUCCGCAAUGUCUGUGUCGCUGGGUAUGCUAUUGUGGCCCUGGCCCUGGCCCUGUUCGUUCAGGCCAAGAAUGUCUACCCCCAGCUGCUUCUGGGAAGACUGCUGUUCAGUGUAGGAGGCUCUGCAGUCUCGACCAUGGUGACGGCCGUUCUACCUGCAGUGACCGGAAAGGCCCGUGGACACGAAAUUCCAUCAUCCCGGGCUAACAAUGCGGUCGAAACUCAGAAUGAUCCCGCUCAUCCACCUUCCUCUCAAGGUGCCGGGUCAAAGGCUGAUAAAAGGUCACCGUCAUCCAGACUGGCUGGAUUUGUGGGGAUGUGUGCUGGAUGCGGCGCCCUGGUGUCUCUCGUGGCCUUCCUGCCGCUCCCAGCCCGUUUCCAAACCUGGGGGCUAUCUCCGCCUGAAGCAAUCCAGUAUAGCUACUAUCUAGUUGCGCUCGUGGCCCUGUUGGUGAGUGCUUGCUGUUGGAUCGGCUUGCGGAAUCUUCCCGGCGAGAAAGAUAAGACGUGGAGUUCGCUGUGGUCGCUACACUCGGAGGACUCGGAGACAACGUGCAGCGGCCCAUCCUGUCCCGUGUACAGCAAAUCACGACUCCCUUAUCUACGACAGCUCAAUGCAGCGAUUACAUUGGGCUUCCGCCAACGCGAUAUAUUCAUAGGCUAUCUUGGGGGAUUCGUGGCCCGAGCGUCGUCUGUGGGCAUUUCAUUAUUCGUCCCCCUUUUUGUUAACCAUUACUACCGAGCAUCCGGGCUUUGCGGCGGCAACGAUGACACCGGCCCUAGCGGGAUCAAGGAAUCGUGUCGCGAGGCCUACGUGUUGGCCUCAAUACUGACGGGCGUCUCGCAGCUAAUAGCGUUGAUCGCAGCGCCGGCGUUCGGGUUUUUGUCCGAGAAGUCAAGAUGGUAUCAUCUUCCUCUUCUUUUUGCCUGCCUCGCAGGUGUUAUCGGCUAUACGGCAUUCGGGUUGCUGCCCAGCCCGCAAUUUAAAGGUCCCGAUGGGAAUGCAGGCGUGUUCCUGGUGGUGGCCCUGCUCGGAAUCAGCCAGAUCGGUGCCAUUGUCUGCAGCUUGGCAGUUCUCAGUGGCGGCAUCCUGAAUGUUAGCGAUGAUUCUCGCAUUGAAGCCCAUGACUCAGGAAAUCCCCCGCAUGCGGAGACUGGCCGAGACCUUGACUCCGACGAACAGCGACCAUUGUUAGGUGGCGCGGCGGGUCAGACUCCAAAGAGACAGCCGCUGGCGCACCUCAAAGGAUCAAUUGCCGGCGUCUACUCUUUGUAUGGCGGAGCGGGCAUCUUGCUCCUGACCAAAGUGGGUGGAACCUUAUUCGACACCGUCUCCCCCGGCGCACCUUUCUACAUCAUGGCUGGAUUCAACGGUGCUCUGUUGCUGGCCGGAGUGGUGAGCGGACUGGUGAGCCGUCCUAAGGCUCGUGUUCCGAUAAGUGGCGCUUAG
This is a messenger RNA of Aspergillus melleus, 1692 nucleotides long. RefSeq names its product putative MFS transporter. NCBI's taxonomy places the organism in Eukaryota, Fungi, Ascomycota, Eurotiomycetes, Eurotiales, Aspergillaceae. Bases 1 to 1692 code for a protein of 563 amino acids. The transcript is spliced from 2 exons. Gene Ontology annotation, molecular function: transmembrane transporter activity. The record is from RefSeq and is a predicted model, not a curated record. Gene Ontology annotation, biological process: transmembrane transport.